This is a messenger RNA of Actinia tenebrosa (Australian red waratah sea anemone), 1226 nucleotides long. RefSeq lists its product as uncharacterized. NCBI's taxonomy places the organism in Eukaryota, Metazoa, Cnidaria, Anthozoa, Actiniaria, Actiniidae. The record is from RefSeq and is a predicted model, not a curated record.
GCGAAAUUUUGACGAUGUCAUUACGGUUUUGCUAUUCGACGAUAGCAGUGAUAACUCCAGUAGCGAUGACGACGAUCUUGACUUACUUUUAGUUGAAUUUCUGUUUCCACCCCAAACGAAUAAAGACGUUCCCAGAUUGAAUUUUCAAGACAUCACCGAUGCCGACUGUGAAACGAUGUUUAGGUUUCAGAAGAACGACAUGGAACACCUUUUGGACUGCUUACAGAUUCCCGAACAUUUCGUCUGCAGCCAAAGAACUAAAGCAACUGGGAUGGAAGCACUCAUGAUCUUGCUACGAAGGCUAGCAUACCCGAAUAGAUGGUGUGAUCUUGUCCCAAUAUUUGGAAGACCCGAGUCUGAACUUAGUCUCAUAUUUAACAAAGUAUUGGACGACAUUUAUGAUCGCUUCAAGCAUCUGCUUGAAUCCCUUGACCUCAUUUGGCUUGACCCACAACUCUUUUCACAAGUUAUAUACGAUAAAGGAGCACCACUUGAACAAUGCUGGGGCUUUAUUGAUGGAACGCCAAGGCCCAUCGCACGACCUACAGCUAAUCAACGGAUUAUGUACAGUGGGCAUAAGCGAACGCAUUGCUUAAAAUUCCAGUCCGUUCAGGCUCCUAAUGGGCUUAUUGCMCACAUGUAUGGUCCUAUAGAGGGGAGGAGGCACGAUGCCUUCAUGCUUGGCGAGAGUGGCCUACUAAAUAAGCUGCAGCGAUUUCAGAAACCCAGCGGAGAGCCGUAUGUUAUAUACGGGGACCCAGCUUAUGGCAUUACACAGAAUAUCAUAUCGCCAUUCCGUGGAGCUCGACUACCUCCUGAUCAACAGCAGUUCAAUAGCCUAAUGAGUAAAGUCAGAGUAACUGUUGAGUGGGGAUUUGGAAAAAUCACUCAACUGUUUGCUUUUUUAGAUUUUAAGAGAAAUUUAAAGGUUCUUCUUCAGCCUACAGCAAAAUAUUACUUGGUAGCAUGUGUUCUGGUUAAUUGUCAUACCUGCCUGUAUGGGUCUCAAACCAGUAAGUUCUUUGGAUUAGAUCCUCCUACAUUAGAGAGAUAUCUUUCCAAUCAAUAAGAUAUAUCUAGGCAUUGUUAACUAAACAAAGUCACUACUGCACAUAUUGUCUAACCUUUUUAAACAAAUUUCAAACUGCAUAUAGCUUCAUUUUACAAAUAUGGGAAGUAUCUGUAAAACCAAUGAGUGAAUCCUUAAUAAACAUAUAUUGAACUUU